AUGACAGCAAUACGUGCUGUACACGCCAUUCUUGUAGUCGUUUUCGUCCGUCAAAUUAAAGUCCUUUUUGGACUUUGCAAAGACAACAUAAGGUGUCUCAUCAAAUUCAUCCAAGAAACGAAUGAGUGCAAACAUAGUCAAGCUGCUCUACAGCUGCAACAUCCAGUUGAUGUGUCAAAUGACUACAGUGAAGACGAACUGGACGGUAAUCCAGUUGCACCAGACAACAGAGUGCGCAACCGAAGAAGACGUGUGCCCCCCUCUGCUGCGGAAUCUCCACCUCCAUCUGAUGGGAAUAGUUCCCCUUUCCGCUUGGAGUUCACGACUCUUCUUGGGAACGGGAGCUCAAUGUCAUUCGGGGAUGUUCUUCUUCUUAUGGACAUCUCUAUAAAGCAGUGUUUCUCAUGGGCAGCGAUAGAAGACGUCUUGAAAUUCAGUAACAUUUUGUUGGGAAGAGACGUCCUUCCAGACAACAAGUCUCUAUUUCGCAAGUUUGCUGGAGCGACGCCUGAAGACAUGCAUUUUCACUUUUAUUGCCCUACCUGCGAGCAUCCACUAGUGAAGACGACAGGAAAGGUUGCAGAGCGCAACAACGUGUCAACAACAUGCGCAGUCUGCGGAAAGAAGUACAGUGGCUUGCCCCUUGAAAAGCAGUUUGCUUCCAUCCUUGCAAAUGAUUGUGUGAGAAACCAGCUGCUUCAGUCACUGGAGCACAGAACAGAGCCACAGAAUGGAAUGUCGGACAUCACAGAUGAUGCCUUCUACAAGGACCAGCGGCAAAGGCUUCAUUGUAAAGACCAAGGUCUCACGCUGACCAUGAGUGCAGACGGGAGCCCUGUAUUCAAGUCAUCCACUUACUCUAUUUGGCCUGUGCAUGUUGUGCUUAAUGAACUGCCUCCAUAUCUUCGCUGGAGCAACAUGAUGACGUCCCUUCUUUGGUAUGGCUCGAAACAUCCAAAUAUGACUCUGCUGCUUCAGGCUUUUGCUGAACAAAUGAAAAGGCUCUCAGCAGAUGGGAUUACAUGGAAUGCAGGCGGUCAGGAGCUCCAUUCAAAGGUCUACUGCAUCACAAGCGUUGCCGAUGCCCCAGCCAGGGCUUCGAUACAAAACAUGCUCCAAUAUAAUGGGUAUUACGGCUGCGGCUGGCGCCUUCAUCCUGGACUUUGUGUUGAAGGCUCUGUCAAGUACCCAAUGACGGUCGGCAUGCAAAAGGUGUCCCAUACCAGAUCCUGUCUCGCAUUUUUCUUCAAAGUAGCUUUCGCCAACUACAGUGUAUGGCUUCGGAGGAAGUGCAGGAACUUUGCUCACAAAUGCCUAAAAAAAGAGAUGGUGCAGUGA
This is a messenger RNA of Ixodes scapularis (black-legged tick), 1338 nucleotides long. RefSeq lists its product as uncharacterized. NCBI's taxonomy places the organism in Eukaryota, Metazoa, Arthropoda, Arachnida, Ixodida, Ixodidae. The transcript is spliced from 8 exons. The coding region runs from base 1 to 1338 and encodes 445 amino acids. The record is from RefSeq and is a predicted model, not a curated record.